Messenger RNA from Porites evermanni, 927 nucleotides. Lineage: Eukaryota; Metazoa; Cnidaria; Anthozoa; Scleractinia; Poritidae. The record is from the annotation of a GenBank genome assembly.
AUGGAGAGUCAAUCAUGGUUUUUGUGUUUAAUCCUUAGCUUUGGCUUGGUUGUACUGUCAGACGCGCAAAGACCGCCUUAUAUUCCACCGCCUGAAUUUGGGAGAAAAAGGAACGCUGAGGACAUACUUCAGGUAAAUAGACUUUUUGACUUAGGAACGUUGAGUGUUUUUUCCAUAAGCCUUUAAAUUUUCUGAUUACACUGAGUCAUAUGAAUUAAAACCAUACCUUGCAAAAAAAAAAGGCUUUUUGUUAUAAGGACCUACUUUUGUAUGUCUCAUUUCUCCGUUACGGAUGUCAUUUUGAAAGCAAUCUGGUAUAUUUUCUUUGUUCAGUAACACAGCUUGUCGCUGGGUAAAGAUCAUGAGGCAAAAAACUUAGUGGCUUGUUGUGUUAGUGUGCAACACUAUUAAAAAAAAUCAUAACUUUUUUUCAAGGAAAACGUACUCAGUGCAGAUGAAGAUAGACCCUCGUAUAUUCCACCGGUUGAAUUUGGAAGAAAGCGAGAAAUUAACCGUCGACUAUUGGUAAGUCCUUUCAGACUUCACCCGUAUUUAAUUUGCGUCAGUUCCAUUCUCAGUAUCGCUUUUGCCAAGAGUUGGACUUUUGAACUGGCACUAAACGAAAUGUUUAACGAACCAAGAAAAUGAAAGAAGAAAUGCCCCGGUCAAAUUAUUAGUAUUCAAUCUUUUUUAAUUUUUUAAUCAUAUCUCUAUUCUCUUCUUAUUCUUUAAUUUCUGUAAUAGUUAUUUAACUGUUUGCGGGCAAAAAGAACUCCGGUAUUUGUAUUCAAAUCGAUCGAUGGCAGAUUCGAGCGUAACAUUAUUGACGUCAUACAUUUGUCCUGCGAGGUCAUCACCUUAACUUGGGACAAGGCUAAACAGGAAAAAUUGACCAACGGGCGGACGGAAGGAACCGAGCGAGAGACU